UCUGCGAGCAACAACGGCCACAGACUGACACAGAAUGGAGAGAAGCUGACGCACAGUUAUUUACCGGACCGUUAAGUUCCCUCCUCACGCCUUUCCUCAUGCCAUCACAGCCUGUUUGCCGUGCUGGACCAGGACAAAGCACCAGAAGAAUAGUUUUCUAAAAGUUUUGCAACUUUGACUACUGAAGAGCUAACUUUUUCUUUUUUUUGCUUUUUGGACAUUUUAACCGCGUAAUUACGCGUGAUGCGCAAAGGGAUGGCUCCUCUUCGUAGACGAAACAUGGGAGUACACAAUAUUUUUUACGCCUGUCUCUCUAUUUCAGUGGCAUAUUCUUACAACAUAGACUUAGAACACCCGUUGGUGUUCCGCGGACCAAACUCUAGUUUUUUCGGCUAUUCUGUGCUGGAGCAUUAUCAUGACAACACACGCUGGGUAAUAGUCGGCGCCCCGAGGGCCAACUCGACCUACAGCAGCUCCGUCCACUCCCCCGGAGCCGUGUACAAGUGUCGCGUGCACAGCAACCCGGAGCGCCGCUGCACGGAGAUGGACCUGGGAAGAGGAAACAAGCCUCGAGAGUCGUGUGGGAAGACGUGCCAGGGCGACCGGGAUGACGAGUGGAUGGGGGUGAGCCUGGCCCGCCAGAACAGCGCCGACGGCAGAGUGCUGGCCUGCGCUCACCGCUGGAAGAACGUCUACUACAACUCGGAGCACAUCCUUCCGCACGGCUACUGCUCCAUCAUCCCGCCGACGCUCCAAGGCCGGACCAAGCCCCUCAUUCCCUGUUACGAAGACUAUAAGCAGAAGUAUGGGGAAGAGCACGGCUCGUGCCAAGCCGGGAUAGCGGGAGUUUUCACGGAGGAGCUGGUGGUGAUGGGGGCGCCGGGUUCGUACUACUGGACCGGGAUGAUCAAGGUGUACAACCUGUCGUCGGACUCCUUCUACGAGCCCAACAGAGACGACGUGGACUCCCACAGAUACAGCUACCUGGGCUACGCGGUGACGGCCGGACGCUUCUCCUCCCCCGGCGCGGUGGACGUGGCUGCAGGAGCGCCUCGGCACGGCGGCACGGGAAAAGUUUACGUUUUCAAAAUCGACGGCGUGUCUUUGGUGAAGAGCUUUCAAGCCUCAGGGAAAAUGAUGGGCUCUUACUUUGGCUCCUCAUUGUGUGCAGUUGAUCUGAACCAGGACGGCCUCUCGGACCUGCUGGUGGGGGCACCCAUGCACAGCCUGCUCCGGGACGAGGGCCAGGUCUCUGUGUACCUUAGCAAGGGCCAUGGUGCGAUGGAGGAGCUUCCACCUCUGACCGGUGACAGCGCUUUCAACGCACACUUUGGUGAAUGCAUGACCGCGAUCGGAGACAUAGACGACGACGGCUAUCAAGACGUGGCCAUCGGAGCCCCCAAAGAGGACGACUAUGGGGGCGCUGUUUACAUCUACCACGGGGACGCCACCGGAAUCAUCCGCAAGUACUCCAUGAAACUGUCUGGGCGCAGUGUAAGUCCUGGGCUGCAGAUGUUCGGCCAGUCCAUCUCUGGCAGCGUGGACAUGGACGGCAAUGGAUACCCAGACGUCACCGUAGGCGCUUUCAUGACAGACAGCGCGGUGCUGCUGAGGUCGCGGCCUGUUAUUACGUUGGACGUCUCCAUCUUCCUGCCCGCCUCCAUCAACAUAUCCGUGCCACAGUGCCACGAGGGCCACCGGGACCAGAACUGCUUCAACGUCACCGUCUGCAUGAGCUUCAGAGGGAGACGGAUUCCAGGGCAGAUAGAGGUGCUGUACAACUUGACGGCCGACGUGGAGAAGCGACAGGGGAGUCAACCGUCGCGGGCCUUCUUCAGCCAGGGCGGAUCUCAGGUCAGCCAGACGAGCCAGCGGCUGGGCCUGGUGAGCGGCGAGGAGGCGUGCCAGCGCUUCACGGCCCACGUCAAGAAGGACGUGAAGGACGUGUUCACAGCCAUCGCGUUCGAGGCCGCCUACAGCCUCGGGAGGCACGCGGUGGCGGGACACCAGGAGCGGGACCUGCCGGCGCUCACCCCAGUGCUCCGCUGGAGGAAAGGAGGCAAGAUCGCCGUCAGGAACGAGACCUGGUUUGAGAAGAACUGCCUGUCGGACGACUGCGCCGCAGACCUGAGGCUCCACGGGAAACUGCUGCUCUCUGGGCUGCACGUGAAGCCCCAUUUGGCCCUUGGCGGCGUGAGAAACGUGUCUUUGAAUCUGACCAUCUCCAACGCCGGAGACGACGCCUACGACACCAACAUCUACUUCAACUUCUCCAGAGACGUCUUUUACAUCAACUUCUGGCAGAAGGAAGAGAAGGGGAUCUCGUGUGGACUCGUUGAGUUGGACUUCCUCAGAUGCAGCGUGGGAUUUCCCUUCAUGCGAGCACAGACUAAGUAUCAUUUUGCAGUGAUUUUUGACACCAGCCAGCUGUCUGGCGAAAAUGACACCCUGCAGUUUUUAGUUCAAGCUAAAAGCGCCAAUCCUGAGCACAAGCUGUCGGACAACAGUCUGGAUCUGUCCGUCCCUCUGGUUCAUGAGACUGACACAGUCAUUACAGGGGUGGUGACCCCGACCUCCUUCGUGUACGGGAACUCCAUCGACCCCUCGCGCUUCGUCCAGCUGGAGGACAUGGAGUGCAGCUUCCAGCCGCUCAACCUCACCUUCCAGGCCAUAAACAAGGGGCCCAGCAGGCUGCCUGGCUCCACCGUGGACAUCAGAAUACCCAACCGGCUGGCUGGCAGCGGCGCCGACAUGUUCCACGCCGUCGAAUCUCAGGUGGCCGACGGUCGGGGGAACUGCACCCCUCACAGGAACCCGAGCCCGUGCACCGUCCCCCAGGACCGAGAGAGCAUCUUCCACUCCAUAUUUGCCUUCUUCACCAAAUCCGGGCGCAAAGUCUUGGACUGUGACCGUCCUGGAAGAGCGUGUAUGACAAUCUCCUGCACCCUGGGUCCGCAGUUGAAAGAGGAAGCCCUGAGCAUAGACAUAAAACUUCUACUUAACACUGAAAUUCUCAAGAAGGAUAGUUCCUCUGUGAUCCAGUUUGUGGCAAGGGGCAGCGUGCAAGUGAGCGACAGGGCUGUGGAGGUUCCCAAGGGCCUGCCGGAGGACAUUUCUCUGAUGUUCGAGGCUCUCCACAGUCAGGAGCCCAGGGGUUACGUAGUGGGCUGGAUCAUUGCCAUCAGUCUGCUGGUGGGAAUCCUCAUCUUUCUGCUGUUAGCUGUGCUGCUCUGGAAGAUGGGUUUCUUCCGUCGCCGCUACCGAGAGAUCAUCGAGGCUGAAAAGAACAGAAAGGACAGCGAUGAAAGCUGGGACUGGAUGGAAAAGAAUCACUGAUACAGGACUCACACCGGGGGCCCCAGAGGAGCCAAUGAGAUUAGGGAUUGGAUCGGGAGGGAUCCAAUAGCAAGGGGUCUUGCAGGCCCGGCCACCCCAGUGGCACCAGGCCCUUCAGUCUUCCAUAUGUGGAAGAGAAGAAUAUUCUCCAUAUUUUUUGGAGACUUGAUAUUUUUUGUGGGUGGGGGUCCAGGAAACAGGCUUCUGAGGUGACAGCGUGGUAUGCCAGAGGACACUUGCUGUGGAAUUCAGCUAAUCUCAAAGGAGGCAACUCCGAGGCAUCGGGGAAGGGACACUGAUGGAGACCCACGUCCGUGCUGGGAUGUGGAGACGGCAUAAAUACUGGUGGACAACAAAACCCUCAGGGCUAUGUUACAUAGCAAAUUUAUUUUUAUACCUACACUUUAAGCCAUAUUGUAUAAAACUGGGCAUCGAGAAGAGAUGAGGUUUUGAAGGCCAUUAUAAACAUACUGUAUCUGAAGUAUGUUUUUCUAAAAGCACUGAUGUUUGAUAAAAAUGAGUACUUUGGCUUCAUAACUUUCAUUUCUAUGCCAAAGAUAUGACCUGUAUAGUAUUUGAUUGGAGUUGUGUGUAUAUUCAGUUCUUCCUGGGGGUGAAAGAUUGUAUUUCUUUUGCUAUUUCCAACCUAUGAAUAUCUGUUUUACACAUCUGACUUUUCCUCCCUCGCAAAGAAAAUCAUCUAAAGGCUAAUUCAGUUUUGCUCCCACGCACACAAUGAUUAAAAUGCUGUGUCCUAAUGUCAUCCACUGCUAUUUCUGAGUUGACUCUGAAAGUCCCGCAAUGUUGUUCUAGUUGAUCAAGUUGUGCUGAUCAGUGGCAAGGGUUCUGCAUUGCUCCUUAUUUGCAAUGCUUCUUUAGUUAUCCUCACUUAAUAUGGAGAAGAUGUGCUUUAAAUUAUACCAUAAAACUCAUGGUUAACAGUAGCAUUCCAUUCAUUCUGCUCAUAUGUACAGCGGGUGAUAUAAGUGGAUGUAACGUAUGAUUUGAUGCUGUUUAGUAGGAAACUCACUGUACGUGACAAGACCUGGUCGUGAUCCAUUUCCAAGACCAAGAAGACUGUAUUUCAUGUUACCGUUAUGUUAAUAGGCAUUAGGUUUUAUUGUGAAAUAUGAGAUUUACUAGUGUCCAUGACGGGAGUCCACCUACAGUCAUUUACAGCGCCCCACAGCAUGAGUAAUGCCUAAGAAUAGGUGGGAAUGUGCUGCACUCCAUCACUACACAUAAACAAGCUCUGUGGGGCUCAUGGGAAAAGCUCAGGCCAACAUGGAGGAAUGUCAGCACCCUGAAAACCUGCCACUAUUCAAGUCAAAUAUUUACUCAAAAGGUUUCAAAUGCUGGCCUCGAUUGAACAUUUGCAGAACACAUUGAAUAAAGUUUCAUAUUAAAUACAGUAUACCCAUCAAAAAAGGCUUUGAAGAAUGUAUUGGACCAUUUUAAUGAACUAUAGCAAAACAAAUCAAGAGUAUUUAAAGAUGAAACCCUUUUCAUCGUGACUUGUGGGUCACGUUGAAACGUGCAAUGCCAAAGAACAGAAACUAGACUUUAAGACACUUUAUGGUUCACAUGAUUGCUUGGCUCGUUAUCGUUCUGUUUGGAUAUGUUUUUUAUCUGAAACACUUUAUGUUACCAUUAGAUUCCACUGGCACGAAGGCGCUUGCUGCACACAUUCACAUCCUCCCUCUGCUUCUGUUGAGCUGAUGUCAUACAUGUAUGCAGAGGAAGCCACACUUGAUGUUUUUAAUUUUUUCUGGUAAAUUAUAACUGUGAUGGUUAUAUUUUUCUUUCCUUGUUAUUUUGGCACCGGUAAUCAUCCUAUGUGGAGCAUACUACUGUCACUGAAUAUUAUUUCCAUUAUAGUGUGCUGUGUCUUUGAUGUUUAAAGUCAUGUUGGAGCUGUGUAUUUAUCUGUUGAUAAAUCUUAGGGUGAAA
Messenger RNA from Betta splendens (Siamese fighting fish), 5286 nucleotides. RefSeq names its product integrin, alpha 9 (gene itga9). The transcript is spliced from 28 exons. Gene Ontology annotation, molecular function: integrin binding. Gene Ontology annotation, biological process: cell-cell adhesion; integrin-mediated signaling pathway; cell adhesion mediated by integrin. NCBI's taxonomy places the organism in Eukaryota, Metazoa, Chordata, Actinopteri, Anabantiformes, Osphronemidae. Gene Ontology annotation, cellular component: external side of plasma membrane; integrin complex. The record is from RefSeq and is a predicted model, not a curated record. The coding region runs from base 244 to 3336 and encodes 1030 amino acids.